Gorilla gorilla gorilla (western lowland gorilla) is the source of this 407-nucleotide messenger RNA. Its product is annotated as large ribosomal subunit protein eL42-like. Gene Ontology annotation, molecular function: structural constituent of ribosome. Gene Ontology annotation, cellular component: ribosome. The coding region runs from base 42 to 359 and encodes 105 amino acids. The record is from RefSeq and is a predicted model, not a curated record. Gene Ontology annotation, biological process: translation. Lineage: Eukaryota; Metazoa; Chordata; Mammalia; Primates; Hominidae. The transcript has a single exon.
UCUCGUUUUCAUCACACAGACAGAACAGCCCUGCUGCAAAGAUGGUCAACGUACCUAAAACCCAAAGAACCUUCUGUAAGAAGUGUGGCAAGCAUCAGCCUCACAAAGUGACACAGUAUAAGAGCAAGGAUUCCUCGUAUGCCCAGGGAAAGAGGCGCUAUGAUCGGAAGCAGAGUGGCUAUGGUGGGCAGAGAAAGCCAAUUUUCCUGAAGAAGGCUAAGACCACAAAGAAGACUGUGCUAAGGCCAGAAUGUGUUGAGCCUAACUGCAGAUCCAAGAGGAUGCUGGUCAUUCAGAGAUGUAAGCAUUUUGAACCGGGAGGAGAUAAGAAGAGAAAGGGCCAAGAGAUCCAGUUCUAAACUUUGGGAUAUUUUUCUUUUAAUUUUGAAGAGAAAAUGUUGAAGCCA